GAGCCUUAUACCCAGAUGGAACAUCUGGCAGGAACAAGGAUGAUGACAUGGUUCCUCCUGGCAAAAACUAUACCUAUGUCUGGCCAGUGAGAGAGGAAUAUGCACCUGCUCCUGCAGAUGCCAACUGCCUGACCUGGGUGUACCAUUCACACAUUGAUGCCCCUAAGGAUAUCUGCUCUGGGCUAAUUGGACCCCUGCUGGUGUGUAAGGAAGGUAUGCUGAACAGAUAUUCAGGGACAAGGACUGAUGUGGAUAGAGAGUUCAUUAUAAUGUUUACUCUCGUGGAUGAGAAUCAAAGCUGGUACCUUGAUGAAAAUAUCAGACAUUUCUGCACUGACCCAGAUUCAGUAGACAAAGAUGAUGCUGUAUUUCAGAGAAGCAACAAAAUGCAUGCCCUCAAUGGAUUCCUUUUUGGAAACUUUCCUGAGCCUGAAAUGUGUGUUGGUGAAUCUGUGUCCUGGCAUCUGUUUGGAAUGGGGAAUGAGAUUGACAUCCAUUCCAUCUAUUUUUAUGGUAACACCUUCAUCAGCAGAGGGCAUCGGACUGAUGUUGUCAACCUGUUCCCAGCUACCUUCCUCACGGCAGAAAUGAUAGUUGAGAAUUCUGGGAAAUGGAUGAUAACCUGUCAAGUCAGUGACCAUCUUCAAGCUGGCAUGCUGGGGCAAUACAAUGUUGGUAACUGCAAAAGUGACAUUCUUCACCCCAAGAUGAAUGGGCAGCAGAGGCGCUACUUUAUAGCAGCUGAAAAAAUUCUUUGGGAUUAUGGUCCUCUAGGUUAUGAUAAAUUCAGCGGUCUUCCCCUAAAUGCCUCUCGCAGUGAUGCUGCAGUCUACUUCACACAAGGGGAAAACAGAAUAGGAGGACAAUAUUGGAAAGCUCAGUUUGUGGAGUAUGUUGAUGCAACUUUUACUCGAAGAAAGAGACCCUCUGGGACAGAAGUCCAUCUUGGAAUUCUUGGUCCAGUUAUCAAGGCAGAGGUGGGUGAUACCCUGCUGGUGACCUUUGCCAACAAAGCUGACAAAGUCUACAGCAUUUUGCCCCAUGGUGUGCUCUAUGAUAAAGCAUCUGAUGCAGCCCCAAAUAUAGAUGGAUUUCUGAAACCAGGGGCACAUGUUAAGCCAGGUGAAACCUUCACAUACAGGUGGACAGUACCUGAAAGUGUCAGCCCGACAGAUGAUGAUCCCUCUUGCUUGACCUACCUUUACUUCUCAGCAGUUAAGGCAAUCGAGGACACCAGUGCUGGCCUUGUAGGACCUUUGCUAGUCUGUAAAAAGGGUGUUCUCAAUGCUGAUGGGACACAGAAAGGAAUAGACAAGGAAUUUUACCUAUUGUUCACAGUCUUUGAUGAGAAUCUGAGUGGGUAUUUUGAUGAAAACAUUCAGAAGUUUACUUGGCGUCCCUCCAGUGUCGACAAGGAAGAGAAAAAGUUCAUGAAAUCCAACAGAAUGCAUGCUGUCAAUGGCUAUAUGUAUGGCAACCAGCCAGGCCUGAGCAUGUGCAAAAAUGACAGGGUUUCUUGGCAUUUGAUUGGAAUGGGCACUGACACCGACAUGCAUGGAGUUUAUUUUCAAGGAAACACCAUCCACCUCCGGGGGACUCAUCGUGAUUCCCUGGCUCUGUUUCCCCACAUGUCUAUAACAGCAUUCAUGCAGCCAGAUCAUGCAGGUAUUUUCAAGGUGUUCUGUUCCACCUUGCACCACUUCGCAAGAGGCAUGAGUCAGAUAUAUGAGGUCAACAGCUGUGGCAACAAGGACCCUUCUGAGCCGCCGUACGGGAUGCUAAGAACCUUUUACAUCGCCGCUGAAGAGGUAGAAUGGGAUUAUGCCCCUAACAAAAACUGGGAGUUCGAAAAGCAGCACUUGGACGCAGGAGGGGAAAGACAUGAAGAUAUAUUUAUGAAUCACAUUGAAAACUAGAUUGGCUCUCAGUACAAGAAGGUGGUUUACAGGGAAUACACCAAUGGAAAAUUUGUGGAGAUCAAAGCCCAACCACCUCAAGAGGAACACUUAGAAUUUCUGGGCCCAAUGAUUCAUGCUGAGGUGGGUGACUCCAUCCUGAUCAUAUUUAAGAAUAAAGCCAGCCGGCCGUAUUCCAUCUCAGCCCAGGGUGUGGAGGACAUGGAUAGCGGGAAGCGACUCCAAGUUCCUGUUACAAAGCCAGGAGAAAUAAAAACUUACAGAUGGAAUGUCCCUAAAAGAUCAGGUCCAGGGCCCUCUGAUCCUAAUUGUAUUCCAUGGGUUUACUAUUCAACAGUAAACUUUGUGAAGGAUACAUAUAGUGGUUUGAUGGGUCCUCUGAUUACAUGCCGAGAAGGAGUAUUGAAUGAAAAGGGAAGAAGAAGUGAUGUUGACUAUGAAUUUGCUCUUUUGUUUUUGGUAUUUAAUGAGAAUGAAUCCUGGUAUCUGGAUGAUAAUAUUAAGAAGUAUCUCAAUAAAGAUCCACGAGAUUUUAAACACACUGAUGAUUUUGAAGAGAGCAACAAAAUGCAUGCUAUUAAUGGGAAGAUUUUUGGAAAUCUCCAUGGCCUCAUAAUGAAUGAAGAUACAAUGACAAACUGGUAUUUGUUAGGAAUAGGAAGUGAAGUAGAUAUACAUACCAUCCAUUACCACGCUGAGAGCUUUCUUUUCAAAGCAAGACACAAACUCUGUGAGUCUGGUUCAUCAUUUAUUCUCCUAUUUAAAGAAUGUGUUGGAUUGUUUCUAAGGUUGGUUACUACAAAUAAAGCCAUUGUGAACAUUUGUACACGUUUUUAUGUGAAUAUAGCUUUCAUUUCCCUUGAGAAAAUCUGUAGGAGCAAAACUGAUAAGCCCUGU
Messenger RNA from Castor canadensis (American beaver), 2813 nucleotides. The record is from RefSeq and is a predicted model, not a curated record. Lineage: Eukaryota; Metazoa; Chordata; Mammalia; Rodentia; Castoridae.